AUGGGAAAAGGUUUCUCGGAAGAGGAAGUAGACCAGCACCGUCAGAGAUUACUGACCCCCAAGAUGAUGGACCUGUUUGCUGUCAUCUGCAUCCGGACCAGUCACUACGUAGCGUUUGUCAAAGCCGGAAGGGAGAAGGAUUCGGAAUGGGUGUUCUUUGACAGUAUGGCCGAUCGGCAGGGUGACCAGCAGGGUUAUUACAUCCCUCAGGUCACACACCUCAAGGAUUUCCGGAGAUGGGUGGACGUGGAUCACAUCAAGGCCCGCAUCGAGGGCAAGCAACUGACUGAGAUCAUCGAGAGGUUACUGGGAGAUGCAUACAUCUACAUGUACUCAGAUAGCGAGCAACACAACCAGUUUUAUCUAUAAUAGCCUAUAGAUAAAAUCUUACUGAUCAAUUAAUGAAUGAAGACUGAAGGUGCUGCUACGUACUCAGCCAAUCAGCUCGGUCGUUACUGCAGUGUCUAAGGCUGGAAGCAUUGCAAAUAUUUUGCUUGAUGCUAAGACUCGGGUUGCAGAAAUUUGGUUACAGAAAUUGGGUUGGGAGUUACCCACAUCCCCACAUUCCCCCUCCUAGUUACAACACUGUAUUGUGAGAGUGCUUCACAGCAACUGUUAAUGACACUGUGUGGCAUACCUGAUAGAACCAGAGAUGCAUAUAUUUCAUACGCGCAGUCACACACACCAUUUUCUCUGUACAUUUAUAACACAAUAUUACCCCUGUUCAGCAGGCCACACAAAAAAGUAGAUGUUACAACAGUUUGGAAAUGUACAUUUAGGGAGUUGCACUCCCAUUGAUCAGAAACCCUUUUUUUUUUAAAACUAAGUUAAGAAUUGAAUUAAUGAAUCCAGUAAUCCAUUUUUACAUUAUAGCUUGAACUGAAAUACUUGUAAACAGAAUCAUGAAGUUCACAAAUGAUAUUAUGUGUACUUGUUACAUUUCUUUACACAGAUUGACUUGAAAAGUAAACCGAGGAGUGCCAACUUAGGGCUGAAUAUACUUGUUGAUAGCAGUAAAGGUAUCCUACAAAUAAGUUUCUGAUCCACAUUUUGUCAGAACUCAUUGUUUUUGAGUUGAAAAGAUCUCACAUACAUGUAUUAUGCGUCGGUUGUGGUAUUGUUUUUGUUUUUCUUGAGUAAUUGAUGUAUUUGAUAAAUUUAAAGGUGGUACAUGAAAAGUGUCUUAGAAAUGCAUUCAUAUGUGGCCUUUCAGCCAUUUUUUUUCUGUUUAUAAAACUACAGUAUUCAAGACAUGUUUGAGAAAAUGGGAAAUCUUUAUUACUGUAAUGACCAUUGCUCACAGAUUGUUGGCUUUAUACAUGUUCUUUAACCAGAUUGAGAUAGGUUAGUCAAGAAGAGGUCAAAGGCCAAACUGGUUUUGAUGCUUCCGACAGUAAUCAGUUUUGUAUAUUUUUAGCAGAUACUCAGACAAGGGAAACCUUUCCCCUUUUAUAUUUUCUUGGCUAUCAUUUACAAAUAAGAGGAAGUUGAUAGAAAACCUAAUUUUGAUGUACAUGUACAUUUAUUCUACUGAUUGUCCUGUUUAGAUGUUAAGUUUGUGUUCUUGUUUAGUUUUUGCUUUUGAAAUCGUAUUGUCCCGUUUCGUUGCCCUCCAUCCUUAUUUGUCACUGUUCUGUUGAUUUUCUUGUCCAGGGAAAAGAAACAUAAAUUCUGAUUCCGUUUGUGCUUUUAAAACCCUCCUUUACUUAUAACUAUAACAAACUGUCAAAAAACCCAACCCCUAACUCUCUCUUUUGUACAGGCUGGUCACCAACUACCAGAAAUCCCUAUGGAUUUUCGUAUAACUGGUUUGAUCGAUUGGUUGACCAUUAAUACUGCUACAGCUUGUGUAGUAGCCAUUUUAAUUAACCUGUCAAUUUUGCUUAUAUGAGGCCAGUUUACAGACCUGUUAAAACUUGUAACCUGAUAGAUUUUGAUUCGUAGGGCUACAGAUUGUCACUGAGAGAGGGAGGGUUAAUAAUAUUGUUUCCUGUAGCGCUUUACAAAUGUGCCAGGUACAGUUAUUCUAUAGAGCUCAUCAGUAAAAUUAAAAAUACAUGUAAUAUCAUUUGUGUUACAUUUUUAUGUGCUCAACACUGGGAGGGAGUGGUGUGAUGACCCGAGAAGAAGAAGAUGGAGAAAAAAACCCAACAAAGUUCCUUUCGAGAAUGUUAAUAGAGAAUUCAUUUACAAAGUUCAACAAAGUUCCGGCUUGGUUUAAAAUAACAAUUAAGCUUUAUUUACAUAAGGAAGACAAUGUAGAGCAUAUUUAGGAUUACUGAAAUGAGGUGGUGUAUGAAAUAGCUGACAAUGCUGCAAGAAAGAAUGAGUUUGGAGUUACAGUACUUACUUAGAGCAGAUGAGGAUGAAAAAUCAUUCAAUCACUACUGUAAACUGUUUCCUUUAGAAAAACUGCUUGAAAUUUAUCAAUAACCUUUGUAUCCUGUCAUUAAAUGACAUCUUAAGAACUGUAUAAUUAUAUAAAAAUGUGCAAUUAAUGAAAUUUUUCAGUGCAAUUUGCAAAAAGUGAUUUAACAAAGCUAUAUACAUAAAAUUAAAUCAUUCUAGUGCAUACUUA
Molecule: messenger RNA, 2578 nt
Organism: Patiria miniata (bat star)
Lineage: Eukaryota; Metazoa; Echinodermata; Asteroidea; Valvatida; Asterinidae
Product: ubiquitin carboxyl-terminal hydrolase CYLD-like
Exons: 2
Coding region: 1-369 (122 amino acids)
Biological process (GO): protein K63-linked deubiquitination
Cellular component (GO): cytosol
Molecular function (GO): cysteine-type deubiquitinase activity; K63-linked deubiquitinase activity
Source: RefSeq, a predicted model, not a curated record